Messenger RNA from Chelmon rostratus (copperband butterflyfish), 3222 nucleotides. It is a transcript of the gene slc2a15a, whose product is annotated as solute carrier family 2 member 15a. Gene Ontology annotation, cellular component: membrane. The transcript is spliced from 12 exons. Gene Ontology annotation, biological process: monosaccharide transmembrane transport. The coding region runs from base 71 to 1636 and encodes 521 amino acids. Gene Ontology annotation, molecular function: hexose transmembrane transporter activity. The record is from RefSeq and is a predicted model, not a curated record. NCBI's taxonomy places the organism in Eukaryota, Metazoa, Chordata, Actinopteri, Chaetodontiformes, Chaetodontidae.
AGAUCCUCUGCAGAGUAAAGAGGAACCCUUCUACUGUUUGCAGUUUGAGUCUGGGUGUCAGAGAUCUUAAAUGGCUGAGGAGGUUUUAAUUCCGUCGUCAGGGAAAAUCACAUCGCAGCUGACUGGCUCUUUGUUGGCAGUGGCAUUCCUUACCUCCUUCGGGAGCUCCAUGCUUUAUGGCUACAAUCUGGCUGUGGUCAACUCUCCUGCUGUGUACAUAAAGGACUUCUACAACAAGACAGCAGUGAGUCGUAAUGGAACAGGACUCAGUGGGGAGACCCUGACCCUCAUGUACUCUCUCACUGUGUCUGUCUUUGCUAUUGGAGGUCUGGUUGGCUCCCUCGUCGUGGGCAUGCUGGUCACUCGCUUCGGCAGGAAAGGCACAGUGGUAAACACAACAGUGCUGGUCUUUAUUGCUGGCUCACUCAUGGGCUUUAGCAGGAUUUGUAAUUCACCUGAGAUGGUCAUCCUUGGCCGCUUCAUCACAGGAAUUCACUCAGGAAUCUCUCUCAGUGUUGUACCAAUGUACCUGGGUGAGAUAGCACCUAAGAACCUCCGAGGCUUCCUGGGUCUCAUGCCGAGUAUCUUUAUCGGCACCGGCGUCUUCACCGCACAAAUCCUCGGCCUCCAUGAGCUUCUAGGAAAGGAGGAGCACUGGCCCCUCUUUCUUUCAGUGGUGGUGGUACCCACAUUUAUCCAACUGAUGCUGUUGCCAUGGUUCCCAGAAAGCCCAAGGUACCUGCUAAUGGAAAAACACAACGUCCACGCAACCAUUACAGCUCUGAAGUGGUACAGAGCCAAGUGUAACAUCCAGGCUGAGAUUGAAGAGAUGCAGGAGGAGCAGCGCUCCCUGUCGUCAGUGGAGACGCUGUCAGUUUGGAAACUGUUGCUGGAUGACACGGUCCGCUGGCAGGUGCUCAGCGUGGUGGUCAUCAACAUCGGCAUGCAGCUGUCUGGCAUCGAUGCUAUCUGGUUCUACACCAAUGACAUCUUUGCGAAUGCAGGUAUCCCAGCGCCUGAGAUCCAGUAUACCACAGCAGGAACAGGAAUUAUAGAGAUCAUCGCUGGACUCAUUGGGUGUUUCACCAUUGAGAAGCUGGGCCGGAGGCCUCUCAUGAUUGGGGGUUUUGCCAUGAUGGGCAUCUGCAGUGCUGGAAUUACAUUCGCUCUGGUAUUACAGGCUCACCUAUCAUUCAUGCAUUACAUCAGUGUCUGCUGUGUGGUUGGCAUCAUCGCUGGCUUCUGUAUCGGUCCAGCGGGGGUUCCCUUCCUGAUCACAGCAGAGCUGUUUAAACAGUCCCACCGCCCAGCAGCAUACAUAGUAGGAGGAUCACUCAACUGGCUGUCCAACUUCACUGUGGGCUUCGUCUUCCCCUUCUUACAGAUGUCAGCAGGGUCUUACUGCUACUUGGUUUUUGCCACCAUUUGUAUCUUCGUGGCCAUCUAUGUUCACGUUGUGAUCCCAGAGACCAAAAACAAGACCUUCAUGGAGAUAAGCAGGAUGUUUUCAAAGAAGGAGGCAGUCCUAGAGACCCAGGGGAUCCUUGGGGACCAGCUGAAGCUGAAGAAGAUGAACGGCUACGGUGGUGUUGAACAUGCUUCGCUGGAGUUCGACAGCUCUUCUUCUGUUCCUUAACUGAGCUUCUGGUCCUUGCUACUACUGCUACAAAACCAUUCAUUACUUUCUCUGCUCCAUUCCAUCCACUGGUUUGAUAUGUGCACAUUAACCAAACACCAACUUACCUGGACUAAGUGAAGCUGGACUUGAAUCACACAUAGGUUCAAAAAUUGCUGAAUGUACAGUAUGGUUCUGGUAUGAACUUAUAAGUCUCAACUUAAUCAAUUUAAUGUUUCAGUCUACUUGAGCCAUUAAAGAAAAAUUCCAGUUAAUUUAAAGUUUGGUCUUAUUGUCAGAGGUUUGGUCAUUUUUCUAAUCAAUACUAAUCAAACUGUAUUCACCAAGGUAAUAGCUGAGAUGGUUUGACAAACUUAUUUGAAGACAGUAUCUAUCUCACAUACCUGUCAACUCCAUUUUUCAUGGGAUUCUCCCAUAUUUUACCUUUCUGUCCCGCUGUCCUCCUGUUAAAAUAUUUCUCUGUUAAUCUCCCAUAUUUGCAACCUUUUGAAACAAACAAAAAAUAGGUUGGCUGUCACAUCGACAGGAGGCAUAACUGCCAAGUCCUCUGGCGGGGACAGGUGGCAGUAUGUACAACAUCAGCUGUAACAUUGAAUGCCGACAAGUCUUUCACUCAAAUAGCACCCACCAAUAAGACAACAAGAAAAAGAUGGAUGAAUUUCAGAGGGAUGGAGUACCAGCCAAAAAGGCUAAAAAUGUGUGCAAGUGUCUCACCAGAUGGGGAGGGGGCUUGAGCAAUGGAUUUUAGUCUUUUAAUCAGACAGAGGGAAAAGAAACAAAUCUGCCAAGCACAAGUGAGUCCAAGAGGCUCAGAAACAUGCUCCACCACUGACUGUAUUUACACUGUCUCUCCAUCAACUUCAUCAUCACCCUCUGCUUACAGCUGUCUCUAUUACCAGCAGCUUCUUGACAGGUAUGCUACUCACUUCCUGCUUUGCCUACUGUACUUAAUGUAGUUUACACAUACAAAGCACUGUUUUGCUGUUCAAUGAGGGAUUAGUAGCAACAUUUAAGGUGCUCUAACUUUCAGUGUGAAUUUUGAACUGUGUUUGCGUAACUGCAAUAAUAAGACAUUAUUUUUACUGAAACUGAAUUAUGCUCCAGUAAACUAAAUCAAAGCCUUCCAUGCAAAGAAAAGUAUUUCAAAGGAAAACAAUUGUUUCUUACAACAUGGCUUUUUCACAAAAAUGUGAUCAAAGACAUCAGAAAAACUGUAGUGGAUGUUUAUAGUACAGUUUGGUAAUAGUAAUACAAGCCAGACUGGUUUAUCAGAACUACAACAAUAAAAUCCAAAUUGUAAAACAGACACUUAAAGGUGGGUUGGUAUUAUUGGGGAUACAUACCUGUACCCAUUGUUUGAAUGCUAGCAAUGCUUAAACUGUAUACUUGAGUGUCUCACACGUCAGCAUGUAAACAAUAAAUACAUGUCAGGGUCGAGCUUGUGGACUAAGCAGCUCGUGGGAAAUUAUUGGGUGUGUGUGUUGAGUGCAACUGAAAUUAACCUUUUAAAAAUGCAUUUUUUAUAUAUUUUGUAUAUUGCAGUAAAAAAUGAUCUAUCAUGUGAAGUCCCAAUAUUUAUGCAUGUU